CUGUAUGAAGCUUUCAUUCUCAAAAAUUAAGUACUCAGCCUCACCAUUCUGGACAAGCUCCCAAUGACCUGGUUAGGAGCUGCUGGGUCCCCCGUGUGAAUCCUGUUCUUUCUGAGCUCCGGUAUUUUCGUUGGCAAGAGGGCUGGGUUACUGCAGGAGCCGAAGGGAGAGGCAGAACCUGCCCUUCCCAACCUUUGCACGGCCCGGGCUGAAGGGGCUGGCUCCAGAGCGCCACCGCGCCCCAGCUCGAGUCUGGGACGAAUAGCCUCGGCCUCAACACUCCGUUUUUCUGCGGACAGCUGGAGGACAAGGAAUCAGGACUUCGCUUUAGCGCCAUCCCCGCGAGAAGAAUGCUAGGUGCAGGUGAAAAUUCUUCGCACACAGUCGAUCUCAGCAUCUGACAUGCACACUGGGACAGGGAAAUUCUCUCCCAGGUUCGAGAGGUUUUGCGGCAAACUGCUCUCUUCCUAAGACACAUUGCAGCCCCACGCGCUUUCCAGCCUCGGCGGAGGCCACUGCAGAGUCCUCGCCCCACCCGCUAGCCCGGACACCAGAGCCCCACUGCAGCUUCCUCACCAUCCUCCUCUUUUUCUUCUCCACUUCCUGGUUACCAUGGAGACACACGUCACUACGUGCCGUGCGUCGCCUUGGAAACAGAGGAGCAUCCACGGAGCCGCGGGGAGACCCGCCCCGGCCGCUCCAACCACUCUUAGGGCGCUGCCUUCGUAGCCGGGGGAGUCCCGGGUCCUACGCGCCGCGCCGCAGCCUCAGCCUCGAGCCGCUCCUCUGCGGGCGCCUCCCGUGGCCCGGGCCACUUCCCGACAGGCACUUUCCGCUCGUGGUGCCGGGAGGGCGGCGCGGACACGGGCGCAGGCCGGGAGGUGAGGCGGGGAAGGGCGCUCUGGCCCGGGGCGAGCCCGGAGACUUGGCCCUGGGACCCGCGCCGGGUCUGCGUCCCGUCGCCGCCUCUCGCUGGCCUCCCUCGAUCCCGCGCGCGCCCUCCGCCCGGGAGGCGGCUCCUCCCGUCGGCUCCUGGUCCCUCUGGGGAGCCCUCGGUUCCCUCGGCUCCUCCCUGCCCCUCGGGGUCCUGUCCCCCUGCACACCCCUUCCCCCACCGCGGAGGCCCGGCUGGACGCGACCCAGAGCCGCCACUGCCCGCUUUGCCACUCAAUGGAGGACGGGCUGCUGGAGAUCAGGACCAAGGACGGCGGCGACAUGCCGGUGCCCCUGGAGGUGUCCACCGUGCCGGCCGUGGGGGACGUGAUCUCCGGGGAGUACAACGGCGGCAUGAAGGAACUGAUGGAGCACCUCAAGGCCCAGCUGCAGGCCCUGUUCGAGGACGUGAGGGCCAUGCGAGGGGCCCUGGACGAGCAGGCCUCGCACAUCCAGGUGCUCUCGGACGACGUGUGUGCCAACCAGCGGGCCAUCGUCUCCAUGUGCCAGAUUAUAACCACGGCGCCCCGCCAAGGCGGCUUGGGUGUGGUCGGCGGCAAGGGGAGCUUCCCUGGUGCCCCCCGAGAGCCGGAGACCCCUUCGCCUGGAAUCGAGGACAGCGGCUUGCUGGGUCGCGACCUCGAGGACCAGGAGGACGACCAAGAGGAAAAAGAGAUGCCCAGCCCUGCCACACCCACCAGUCACUGUGAGCGCUCCAAGAGCCCCUGUGCUGGUCUUCUUGGAGGGGACGGGCCACUUGUGGAGCCCCUCGACCUGCCUGACAUUACCCUGCUGCAGCUGGAGGGCGAAGCCUCCCUGUGAAGGGACUAACUAACUUCCCGGGCUGGUUUGGGACUUCUGAGUGCAUGACGCGAGGCGACUGAAGGACGCGGUGCAGCAUGCUUCGCUCCGACAGCUGUCCCUGUGUAUAAGCGUAGAGACUCCCUCCAGGAAGCAUCGGUAGGGUGAAGGACUUUGGGAGCAACAAGAAUUCUUUUUGCCCAACCAAGCGUGAUAGCAAACUGGAGAAAGGUGAGGUUCUGGGAAAGGAAGUGCCCAUCUCCCGGACCCCCAGCCAUCCCCUCUCCUUACCCUUUUCCUCUCCGCAGGCAACAGGAGAACCCUUGAAUUAUGUAAAUAAAAUCUGCUUUUUCUAUUCUGAAAAAGGACUUAUCUAGGACUAUGGCAAAUAAUGUCUAACGAUUUACCUAAAAUUGAGGCAUUGGGGGAAUUCUGUUCUGGCAACAGAAAAUUUACCCUUCUACUGAAAUCCAAGAUGUUCAGUUCUCUGCAGAAGCCUCUCCCCCUCACAGAUCUCUGCAGCUGCUGAUUGGUAAAGAAAGCUUGAGGAGGGAACCGCAGCCACAAGAAUCUGGGUGAAUGGGGUUCUGAGGGUCCCAGGGCUGGGAGGAGCUGGCUAUGAAUGUGCAUGAAGACAAAAUAGCUCAACCUCUAGGAUUUUGCAUGCAGAACGGAUCCUGCCUUGUCACUGACUUCAUCUGGGAUUGCUUUUCACUCACUGGGGCUUAGAGAACAAAGAGCCCAGUCCAUAGGCAGAGACUUGGGGGUGCUCAGCAGUGGCCCAGAUUUAGGGGACAUUUGAGGGACUUUUGGGGCUUCAGCCAAAAACGUCUCCUGGCUACUCCUGCUUAACUUCAGUUCCUUUUUCUGUCAAUAUGUCCCUGCCUGCUGCCUCUCGGUGUUGCCUCCAUAAUGUCUUGUGUGUGUUAUGUGUGUCUAAUUGUGUAGUAGUGUGUGAGCCCUGAGGGGCAGGGCUUGUGGCUCUGGUGUUAGGUUCAGAGGGCUUCAGACUCUUCUGGGAACCCCAAACUAUAAUGGCACUUUCCUCUCUCUUCUCCCUUUUCCUCCUUCCCAAUCAGGGCAUGGAGCAUGUGGUUGUCCUGAGAUUCCUUAACUGAUGUGCCUCCCUCCUACUUCUGAAGUGGUAACUUCGCGUGCCCAUCCCCCUCUUUUGUGUAUUUCUUCUCAAUGCUUUUCUUGGUGUUAACCUUAAUAAAAAGCUGUCAUCUCCCUUU
Messenger RNA from Cavia porcellus (domestic guinea pig), 2969 nucleotides. It is a transcript of the gene Ccdc184, whose product is annotated as coiled-coil domain containing 184. Bases 1171 to 1755 code for a protein of 194 amino acids. The record is from RefSeq and is a predicted model, not a curated record. NCBI's taxonomy places the organism in Eukaryota, Metazoa, Chordata, Mammalia, Rodentia, Caviidae. The transcript has a single exon. Gene Ontology annotation, cellular component: cytoplasm.